Messenger RNA from Coniosporium apollinis CBS 100218, 2319 nucleotides. RefSeq lists its product as uncharacterized. The transcript has a single exon. Lineage: Eukaryota; Fungi; Ascomycota; Dothideomycetes. The coding region runs from base 1 to 2319 and encodes 772 amino acids. The record is from RefSeq and is a predicted model, not a curated record.
AUGGCAGACCACGUCCAAGUCACGUGGAAGUCACCCUUCUUGAUCUUCAGUCGUCUGGAGAAAGGUUUUUUAGAGGGUUUGGAAAGACGGCGACUACAGAGACUCGAGGAGGAAGCAACGGUGAAGGCAGAACAAGCUCUGCAUAAAUCGCUGCCGGGCGAGGUGGCGGCUCCGGACGAUGUAUUAGAGCCGGUCCAGGACGGAGAGUCUGCCCUAGCGGAGCAUGUCAAUUACGGAGUCCCGCUGAAAACGACGUCUCGCAGGGGUAUGCCAUCCAGAAGGAAGCGCGGCGGCCGCAGGAACUGGCGACAGCGUAUUGUUGCUCCGCAGUCUCCGCUCGAUGAGCAACAAGAGCAACAAGAGCAAGGGGGACUGCAGCCCGAUCAGUCCGUCAAUUCCAUAGAACGCGCUGAUGAGCCCCUCGGUGAGAUGAAGGGGCAUGGCACACCUGAUAUUGUCGUUCCCCCGGGGGCCGUGUUAUCACCGCCUGCAACUGAUGCAUCAAAGCCGGAGAAUGCAAGUAGAGAGCCAGCCCAGCUACGCGACGCUCAGCACGGGGCCAGCGAAGAACUGCUGGACAAGGCAAAGCCGACGUCCGCGAUGGAGCCAGCAGAAUUGAUUGACGACCUAUCUGAUACCGAUCUUCCUCCACCUUUCGCCUCCCGCGACACGACCCCCUCCGAAUCCGACUUCCCCGAGGAUCCCGCCGAGUACCUCCUCCGCUCACGCUUCCUACCAAUGACAGAUCCACAAGCGUUUGUCAAGGCACUAACAAAGCACGCGCCCUCGGCCCGCACAACAGAGUCACUCUACGACCUCGCACUGGCCACACAAAAAGCCCUCCGCGCCUGGCAGGACGAGUACAUCAAACUCGAUGUCAUCACUGCACCUCAAUCCCAUCCUCCCAAGAAGCCAUGUACAGGCGGCAGGAUACCAGUCGACCCCGCCGUCUACGAAGAUAUGAAAGAAGCGGAACUGUAUGGCUACGCCUUUGACCCUAAGAAGCCGCCAGGUUGUCAGGACCCUUUCUCGCAGAGGAUCGGUGGCGAGUUCGUUGGUGGCCGCGAGCUACGCACACGCCGGGCGCGUGAUUUGGGCUCUGCCGCUGCCAGUGAGACCGAGGACGAAGGGGGCCGAGGCGGCAAGCGGGCGAGGCGAGCGGUCAGAAGGUUCGACCUUGGCGCCAACGGGACCUCUGAUGCUGCGCCGGUGCAUAGAGGAUGGGGCGGAGCUAGGAAGAGGGCCGCGGUAAGCGAGACGCCUGAUGUAGAGGGACAACCUAUUAGGAAGAGGGGACGACUGGCUGCGAAAGCCAUGACGCUGUUGCCCCAGCGCAUUCAAGAGAUGCGAGCCACGAGUGUUACGACGACUACUGAGGAGGAAGGAGAGGAUGAUAGUAAGACACCAAGUUACGGAGCCCCAGUCCAUCGCAGAGGACGACCGCCGGGCAGUAAGAACCUCGCAGCAAGGAGCGACAAGGGCAUAAAGAAAGGUCCAAGAAAAUCCAAUGCAUCCAAGCUGCAGCCUCAGGAUCAAGACUACCAAGCUCAGAACAACGCGCUGGAGGCAUCGCCCUCUGCUUCCAUAUCUCAACAACCUCAGACACCACAUCCACCACAGCAGGCCCCGCCCGACCAACAAUACCAGCAAACACCCGCUCUAGAUCCCUUCAUGACAAACGCAACCCCCGGCGCCGACUUCAUCGAAGCCCCCAACUCCGUCCCACCCCACCACAAACGGCGGCAGCGCGUGAAAUCCGAGAAGCGCUCCCACUCAAUGACGCUCUGGUGGGCGGAGCGCAAAGCGAAAGCCGCCGAGCAGAAAGCAGACAGCCAGCAGGCAAAGGGAGGGUCGGCGAACUCUCUAGACGCGAACAAUGCGGAUGAUCCGGAACGAGCUGCUGCCGAAAGCCAGGGAGGAGAAAAGACGCCGCAGGAGCGCGCGAAGAGGAGGCCUAGAGCUUUGAAGACCACAAUAGUGGCGCCAGCGGCGGGAGUACCAUCGCCUUCUUUGACGCCGCGUGACCCGAGCAGUCAUAUGCGGACGUUCAAUUCGUUUCGACCUCUUGCGCCUUCGGGGCAGCAUCACUAUCCACAGCAGCAGCAGCAACCCCAGAACUACGGCCACCCAGCUCCAGCGCAUUCGCGGCAUGGUCCACAGCUGGGUCCGGCGCUAGCGCCGCGGCCGCAGCCAGAAGCUAACGGAUGGGAUCCGCGCAUGGAUGCGCAGCAAGAGGAUGCCUACCUCGAGCAGGUCCAGCGCGAGGAGAAUGGGCUGAGGGGGCACCCGGUGCGGAGGGGGUUCGGUGCUUUCCAGUGA